Messenger RNA from Asparagus officinalis (garden asparagus), 2302 nucleotides. Its product is annotated as transcription factor bHLH49-like. Bases 714 to 2000 code for a protein of 428 amino acids. Gene Ontology annotation, cellular component: nucleus. The record is from RefSeq and is a predicted model, not a curated record. The transcript has 8 exons. Gene Ontology annotation, biological process: regulation of DNA-templated transcription. Gene Ontology annotation, molecular function: DNA-binding transcription factor activity; protein dimerization activity. NCBI's taxonomy places the organism in Eukaryota, Viridiplantae, Streptophyta, Magnoliopsida, Asparagales, Asparagaceae.
AUUUAUUAGUGAAUUUUAAUUUAGUUUAGAGAGAGUGUGUUCUUUCACUUUGCGGAGUUUUAGGGCGGUGCUAAUCAUUUCAAUUGGCUCUUUCUCUCACGCAGCGCAAGUAAAUUACAACAGGAAGUAGCUCAGAUUGGAUACAAUUGAUAUUUUUCCAGUGUCUUCAACGCUCCAGGGAUCAAGAGAGGGAGGAAUCUCAACUGGGCAUCUCUCAUUUCAACCCCCUUUUCACUAGAUUUUCUUUUUUUUUCUUUUUCCUGUUUUUGGGUCUGAGCAGUCUUUGCACUGCUCAACUCUCAUCAGAGUCUUCAGCUCAGUGAGUGGUUAGAUUUUUAUGGGUCCCGUCUCAUUUCACCAAUGGUCUCUUUGCUUCUCAUGACCAAGGAUUUGAUUCUCUCAUUGCCUUGUCUUUUCACCCUCUUUUGAGGUACUUUCCUCUGUUCCUUUUGCCUUUCUCAUUCAAAAGGUCGAUCUGAGAUCGAUUAGCUAUUAAUGGCAUUAGUUUUGCUCACUGAUGUCAAACUGGGAUUGAUUGAUUAUUGAAAUGAGUGAAGUGGGUUUGUGCCUUUUGAGGAUUCUCUUGUGAGAUUUUGGUCAAUCUUGGCCCUGGGAGCUGUUGAAGGUAUCAGAAGUAAAUUCUACAUAGAGUUAAACUUGACCCAGUUGAAGGAAAGUUUCCAUUGAUUCUGAGUGUUAGAUUUGGAUGAGAGAUGAGUGGGGAUCAUUUAAACCACCAUAAUUCUCCCAAUGACUGGCAAUUUGGGAGCCCAUUAAUGUAUCAAGGGAUUCAAAUGGCUUCUUCAUCAUGCCCACAAGUUUCAAUGCCAGAAUCCUUCUAUACUAAUCCUUGGAACAAUCCAACAAACCCACAAAACUCGGGUUUCGCCGAUGGCAAUGCUGCUAUUGGGAAGUCUGCUCCCCUACCCCCUCCAAGGCUUGAUAUGGGGAUGUUCUUGCCGACAAACCCAGGGAUGCUUCCGCCGAGUCUCUCUGAUUUCCCCACGGACUCGUCUUUCGUCGAGCGAGCUGCGAAGUUCUCGAGCUUCGGUGCUGGUAAUUUGAGUGCUUUGGUGAAUCCUUUCGGGUACUCCAAUGUGCAGGCUCCGAAGAAUGAGGUCGUGAAGGAUGUUUCUAUGUCCGAGAGUCCGGUGAAUUAUCAAAAAGACAAUGGGAGUGGAAAAGAAGAGGCACCUGAUAUGGCUAAUUUAUCUGGGGAUUCUUCAUCUAGAGGACUGAGUGCUAAGAAAAGAAAAAACAGCGGUCAGGAUAUGGAAUUAGACCAGGUACAGGAAGAGAAACAAUUUUCUGACGAAAUCCCAAAGGAGAAGAAUCCCGAAACUAAGCAGAUUGUCAAAUGCAGCAGCUCGAAUGGGAAGUCCAAUGGGAAGAAUGCCAAAGGUAGCACAGAUGGAGCCAAGCAAGACUAUGUUCAUGUGAGAGCGCGGCGAGGUCAGGCAACGAAUAGCCAUAGUCUUGCAGAGAGAGUUAGGAGAGAAAGGAUUAGCGAACGGAUGAAGUAUCUUCAAGACCUUGUGCCUGGUUGUAGUAAAGUCACUGGGAAGGCGGUAAUGCUUGAUGAGAUUAUCAAUUAUGUUCAGUCAUUACAACGGCAGGUUGAGUUCCUGUCUAUGAAGCUUGCGGCUGUUAAUCCAAGUAUUGAGUUAAACAUAGAAGGGCUUCUGUCUGAAAAUAUGCUACAGAGCCGUGUUGGCCCAUCUCCAGCGGGUAUCUCACCAGAACUUCUUCAUCAUCAGUUUCUUCAACCUCAACAGGGUUUGGUUCAUAAUGGGAUCCCCAGCAUAGUCAACCAUGCAGAUGCACUUAGAAGGGCCGUAACAGCUCAAUUUACAACUACAAAUGGUUUCAAAGAACCCACACCUCAGAUAUCAAGUUGGGAGUCUGAGAUCCAGAAUAUGGUUCAGAUGAACUUUGGAACUAACCCUUCGCCCAACACCCAAGAGUUCAAUUCCAAACCUAAUAAUGGAUUCUCACAAUAAAUUUUACCUCUUGCCUGAAUCCAUGGGUCAGAAAUUCCACCUAUCAAGCUUUCAAGAUUAUUACUUGGUUGGAAACUAGCUCCAGAAGCUGAACAGUCCAUAUUUUCGUUGAUAUGGUGGCUGGAAGUUAUGAAGGUAUGUAUAAAAUUAUAUACGAGUUAUGUGAAUUCUCGUGAGAUUAUUUGAGACUCUCGGAGAUUUCUUUCUUGUAAAAUAUGUAAAAGCACAUAUUUUUUACUUAAGUGGAAGAACGAACUAUAUAUACUAUUAUGAGAAUGCAAGAUAAAUCGAUUCUGGAUUCA